AUGAUGGGAUCGGCAGAGGCUGCCUCUUCGCCUGCGUUCCCUUUUCUGGACCCGAUUGUUGUUGACGACGAGAUGGGCAACCCUUACCAGGACACAGAUAUGGACUUUCUAGAUACUGCCAGGCUACAGAUGUCGGCAGAAAAUGCAGGGAGGGACUUUGAUGACUUGUUUUCGCGCGCCACUUCGUCCCGCCCAGUUACGGAAUCGGAGCCGUCGUGUCUGUCGCCAUCGGAAUUGUCCCUCAAACGGUCAUAUCAAGACCAAGAUGCGCUGCGACAAGUGAAUGUUGUGUCAUCUGACUCACCCGCCGAAUCUCCAGACGGUUCUUCUCCCAGUUCCUCCUCCACAUCGCCGCGAAACCACCUCCGAAACCCGUCGGUCACCUCGUCCGCAUCGGUUGUUCAUAGCGAAAACACCGUGAUGCCCUUUGGAUAUGCGACGGAGGAUUGGAUGAACCCGGACCUGGCAUCAGUGAAGGAGGAAUCGCUCUUCGGUCUUGAUCUCUCCUUGCCAACUCUCGAUGGCGCUUUCCCCACAGAUACCGACCUCGAGUCGAGUAACAAGGCCAUGGAUGCCGCUUUCGACUUCGAGAGUGCUGCUAGUAGCCCCAGCCCUCUGAAAUCCGAGUCUGCGCCCCAGCCAAAGUUUUCGAAGAGAUCGAAAUCUCAGUUCAGGAGUGUUUCUGGUGCCUCAGCCAGACACUCCGCUUCGUCGAUCCCUGGGCCAUCUUUUUUCCCUCGCAGUACGAAGGAGCCUUCGCCCUUUUCGGUUUCGAGAAGUUUUGGGCAGGCGAAGUCGCCGUUGGGUCCAUGGGGAGGUCAUUCGCCUUCAUCGCUUUUGGAAGAAAGCUUCGGUGGGAUCAACAUGAAUGGUGGCUCUCCGCUCACCCCGGGACUCAACUUCGGACCGAGUAGCUUCCCCUUUGGCGUAAAUUUCGCACCAUCACCUUCCCCAAGUGCGAUGAAGCAGGAAACGACUCAACGCCACAUCUUGACUGUGCAUCCCACCUCGCUCAAAUCGCGCGUGGAAACUCAGAUCCCAAUCAGACUGACACUCUUUCCAUUGCCGAACGGUGUCAAGAAGUUGCGCUUGCCAAGCCACACUAUCUCAAAACCGAAAUUCCUUGCACCGCCAACCGUUGAACGAUCGCCGGAGAUUGUGGAGUUGCACACAAGUCUUGUCUGUACAAGCGCAAUGCAAGACCAAGAGAAGCUGAAAAAGGCAUUUGCAAGAGCCAGGAGCGAAAAUGCUUACCGUUCGUCCAGCGCUAGCCCACGUUCCGCCGAAGAUAUACAGGAAGACGACAAGCCGUUGGAUGGUGGAGAAGUGAAAAUCUGUCCUGGUUGUAUUCAGCGUGAACGGAAGCGGGCAUUCCGGAAAAAACAACGAAAGCCGGAGGAGGAUGAACUUUUCCAAAAGGAUGAGGAGAAGAGGGUGAUUGUCUUCAACACCAAUGAAGUUAAGGAAUGGGCCGAGCCGUCGAAGAAUGCUAUUCCAGGCUAUGGAGACGCCCCGAUGCCGAAUAUCCCUCCAGGGGCUAUGCAAGUAGAAUUGCCGAUGCGGAUCGCAUGCUACUGCAGACAUCAGAAUGAGAAGCUCGGGUUUCAGGUUAUAUUCACCGUCAAGGAUUACAAAGAUAACGUCAUCGCUCAGGCGAUAACGAACUCGAUCAUGAUUACAGAUGACCACAAGACCCAUGCUCCUCCCGCUCCACCUGCUCCUGGCCCCUCCCCCUCUUUACCUGAUGGGACACAGCUGCCGGGCGUUGGUGUGUUCCCGUCGAGCCCGAGCGUUGAUACAGGCAAAUCAUCGGCUCCCUCGCAACAAGCGGCUCAGUCGUCUUCGGCCACGGACUUGCAGGGGCUCCAGCAAAGAUUCAACACUCAAUAUCAGAUGACGUCCAACUCCUUCGCUGUGUCACAGCCCUCAACGAACGGGACAAAUCCUAACUCACAGACCCCGCGGAGUCUUUCGCGACAAACGUCACCGAAUGACUUCCAAGGGCCGAUGAGCAAGCGCCGCAAGCACAGCAACUCCGGGAGAUUGCCGUCCGAACUCACUAUGACGAAACUGGAAAAUACACAGUCAUCUGCCAGCGUUUCCAACUCUUCGGCUCCGAACAACGAGCCACAAUUUUCCAGCUCCCGUGGUUUCGCAUCUCCAAUAGAGAGGCCGUUUGUGACGACUUCUGCUUUAUCCAACCAAUUCUCUAACGGACCGCCGACUCCGAACGGCGCCGAUUCAAACCCGUUCCUGAACACUAUGCAGCAACAGAGUUUAGACAACUUUAUCCAACAGCAAUUGAUGUCUGCGCCGAACUCUGCUCAACCAAGCCGCCCCGGAACACCCGGUGGUUCUUCGCGGAACAACUUCCAGGACCCAAGUUUCAACCUCUCUUUGGGACCCACCCCGUCCACCCCAAUGUGGCCGCCCCUUAGCAAUGCAGGUAACCGGCUUCCUUCGGUCAUCCACAAAUUGGUUCCUGCGGAGGGCUCCAUCACGGGAGGCACGGAGGUUACACUAUUAGGCAGUGGCUUUUAUCCUGGCAUGGAAGUUGUUUUUGGCGACACUCUUGCCACUACCACCACGUUUUGGGGUGAUAAGUGUCUCAAUUGCUUGACACCGCCUGCACUCCAACCCGGACUUGUGGCGGUGGUAUUCAAACACGAACAUCCCACAUUCGGUCAGAUGCAGCCGGCUCAACCUCUGAUGCCAAAGCAACAACAGUUCUUCCGUUAUGUCGACGAUCGGGAGCUGCAAAUGUAUCGCCUGGCUCUCGGCAUUCUUGGCCAGAAACUUGGCAGUCAAGCAGAUGCAUUCCAGACGGCUCAGCAGAUCAUGGGCAGUGAUAUGAAAGGCGUCUUCAACCUACAAAAGGACUUCCAAGGAGGGUCCGGUGGUCACCAGCGGCAGGCUGCUGGGUUGGAAUCGCAAGUUAAACUGAGCGACCUUGAUUCAAGAAUGUGGAAAUACCUGGAAUUUGUCGACCUCGACGACAGUCCCCGCCCGCCCAGAUACAAUUCGCGGUCUGCGACAGGGCAGACUCUGCUUCACUUUGCGUCAUCACUGGGGUUGACACGAUUUGUGGCUGGUCUGCUUGCUCGAGGUGCCAAUCCGGACUUGCAGGAUAACACCGGGAACACGCCGAUGCAUUUGGCGGCUUUGAAUGGUCACGCGCAUAUCGUGAACAGGCUCCGUCUCGCGGGGGCCAACUCCAAUGCCCGUAGUAUUAGGGGCUUCACCCCAGCAGACCUUGCUACAACGUUGCCAGCUCAUCAAGCUGCCCUGAUACCUGCACGCCAUUAUCGCUCACGCAGUGUUGGGUCUUUGUCCUCUUCGCGGCGCAGACACAGCAGUUCCGCAUCCUUGCAUUCGCUCUGGGAAUCCUCCUCUGUGUCGGGCUCCUUCGACCAUGCCGUUGAAGAUUCGGAUGAUUCCGAGGACGAGGAUGACGUGAUCGACUAUACCGUAUCACGACGGUCAAGUAUGCAUCACGAGCGACCAGGAUCGAUCCCUACGCCGGAGCAGGCAGCACAAACCGACGACGCGCGACCGUUUUCGCCUCCCGCAGCGCUGGUUGCUUGGCGUAACCAACUCCAAGCCCAGAUCAAUCAGUUCCAGCAAAGCGUGGCCAACGCGUUCCCCAACCUUCCAGCUCUGCCGCCCAUGCCCGCUUUACCUGACUACCAGGCUCAUCCGAUGAUGCGUCGCAUUACGAAUCUUGUCCCACAUCGGCCGAGCACAGCGCGGUCGGCCAAAGAUGGCUGGUGGGAUAUGCUGACAGGCAAUUCGGCCCCCACUGGCACAGAGCUUCCGUCCUACGAAGAGCUCUAUCCCCACAAAGAGACCGAAGAUGAGGAGCAAGAAGCGCGCUUGAAGAAGUCGAGCAUGCUACAAGCCGCGACCGAGGCAGCUCUCGACCAACAUUUCGAAGCGCUGGCCAGCACCUCGGAGGUCUCGCGGGCCAAACCAGAGAGCGAAGAUAUCAAAGACAUACGGAUUGGUCGCAAGGUGAUAUCUCGUGAACAGCAAAAACACCUCAGGGAGCAGCAAGCGCGGAGGAUGAAGGGUCUUGGCAGCGAUCGGAAUCUGUACUUCAUAUGGAUUCCGCUCCUGCUGUUGGUGAUUUGCGCCUGGGUUCGGAGUUACGUCCCGGGCAUCUGGGAGGGGUUUUCUAGCGGUUAUGAAUUCGUCAAGGCCCAAUAUGCGCAGCGCGCGAUAGAAGCUGGCCGUUGA
Aspergillus ibericus CBS 121593 is the source of this 4236-nucleotide messenger RNA. RefSeq names its product putative membrane-tethered transcription factor (SPT23). Gene Ontology annotation, molecular function: protein binding. The transcript has 4 exons. The record is from RefSeq and is a predicted model, not a curated record. The coding region runs from base 1 to 4236 and encodes 1411 amino acids. Lineage: Eukaryota; Fungi; Ascomycota; Eurotiomycetes; Eurotiales; Aspergillaceae.